This is a messenger RNA of Manis javanica (Malayan pangolin), 3230 nucleotides long. The record is from RefSeq and is a predicted model, not a curated record. NCBI's taxonomy places the organism in Eukaryota, Metazoa, Chordata, Mammalia, Pholidota, Manidae.
AUGUCCAUUAACUCAGUGAAACUGAACCCCCAGUGUAUCAAACCCAUUCAGCCUUACAUCUCGACUCUGAAACAUUUUCGGAGAGACUUUUUGGCAAACUGCAUCUUCCCUCAGCUUAAGGAACUCAGUUCCAGCACAUAUUUCAAAGCUGUGGACCUGAGGCGGUCAGCACUGAAGGCCCGGGCGCCUUUGCCCUCUAACCUGUUUGGACAGCUUUCUUGUCUCCACUCCCAGCAUCUUAAAGCUCUGUCUCAACUAUGUGAACAGUUGCUGUCUGUCUGUUUCAUUUGCAUGCUGGGUCAGACAUGGGGAGACUUUCUUCCUGACUCCUCACUGUUCAUGUUCUCCAAAGCAACUGACUUCUCAAAUGUAUCCACAGUAGAACAGAAUCUCUUUGUUGCUGCAAAAAAUGGUUAGCCUUGGGUCCUGGAGAAUUCCAACUGCAGUCUAACAUUUGAGAUCAUCCAAGCACCAUUUCUGCAUGAAUCUCAAUUUCAGUAUUUUUACUUUAGGUCUGGAACUACGCUGCUGAAGACUUUAGAUGGGGAAGAGGCGGAGAGGCUAACUGUAGGUUCUCUGCUGAAGGAGAAGGAAAAACUGAGGAUUGGAAAGCUUAAGGCCAAGAUUAUUAGCAGAGGGCUCCCUGUCAGAUUUUACAGAGAUCUCCACGGGUUGGGUGAGCUGGUUUUCAAGGACUGGUCAAUUGCGAUACAAAAACUUUACCCAGCCACUUUAAUGACUGAAAAUAUAAAUCAGACUCCAAAGCAUGACUUUGAUCGUUUCUAUCAUGAGGAGUUUACUGAGAAGUGCAAGCAAGUGUUUGUCACUUCCAAAGCAAAUGAAAAUUUGGAGUUUGAAAUCUUGGAAGGAUUUGCCUUAAAGGAUAUGAAAUUCAAUUUUAACAAUGCUGCGGCAGGUUCCAGUUUAGACUCUGUUCUCCAAUCGAAGGUGCCAAGUAGCUCAAAACUGAUAUUCGUGAUGAAGACUCACAUCUUAGUCUUUUCACUUCUUGUAGAAGUGUUCAUUGCUUCCAUGAAGUUAAAGCUAUGUAUAUUUGUACUAGAUGGAAUUGAAGAAUUGAUUGGCAUUUAUGGGAUUUCAGGACAGAAGGCAAAUGAUUUUUCUUGGCUGCCAUGCUCACUAUCUCCUUAUUGCAAAUGCAUCAUGAGCACCCCUGUCUCCUCCAGCCUGUCCUACAAGUCACCGUGUGCCCGCCCAGAUGUGAGGACAGUGGAGCUCAUUAGCACAGGGGAUGAAGAAGGGAAACUGAGGAUCUUUAGACAUUAUUUCUCCGUUCCCAGCAAAGACCCCUUCCGACAAAUUCUGACAAACUUUGAGGAAAAGACGUUGAGAAAAAAACCAAACCUGAAUCCUUUAAAACUCACAAUCUUAGCAAAUGAAUUGAAAGAAUGUAGAAUCUACCGAUAUGAGUUUCAGUGUCUGCAGGACUAUGAGGAGGUGGUCUCUAUUCAGGAGCUCUGGGAACUGAUUCGGAAAUGCUGGAUUGAAGACUAUAUUUGGACUUUUAAAAAGGCAGAUUCGACACUGUGGCUUCAGGAGAAGAGUUUGCACUUCUGCAAAUUAAAUUGCCUUCAAAUUUCAUGUGCCCUCCCGACCUGCAGGAGAUGGAAACAAGGUCUCUGUGUCCCAAGAAAUGUCCCUCAAAGUGGCCCCUGGCUGUGCCCAUGUCUGCAGCUCCAGGAUUGUGCAGGGAAGUGCAGGGCCUCCUCCCCACCAGAACUGCUCCGUUUUCCUGGUGAUUUUCCUCCCCUCAGCACUACCCCUACUUGGGCCCAGGGGCUCAGCCACAGAAAACCAGACCUCAUGCUGGGGUCCUUCUCCCUUUGUCCCGAGGCAGGCAGACCUCCAGGCCUAGUCACUCUUGUCAGAGAAAGCAGUCCAAAUACCUUUCAGAACCCAGUGAAUCAGAAGAAAACACAUUUUCACCAAAUCUUGGUUAGAUAUGUCCAACAGCAAGCUGAUUUCUGGCGAGUGUAUCAGGAGCUGCCAUGGCAUAUGAAAAUGAGUGGCUGCCGGGAGGAGUUGUGCAGCUUUCUCUCAAGGCCCAAUGUCACAGACGGUAUAUCAAAGGUCCGAAGCCCAAGCUUCUGGACAAGGCUGCACCUCAUCCACUACUGGAAGGUAUUACCCGAAGCCGGUGAUGCUUCUGGGGCCUAAUUACUUAUAGCGGACAAUAUUAAAGCAGAUAAGUGCCAUAAAACAAGGAAGAGGUGCGCACACUCAGUGGUUGAAUGCAGGCUCUUUGAGGUUACUGCCACUGGCAAAUGCCAAUUAAUGUUCUUUAUCGCAAGGUUUCUGAAGCUUACGGAUAAGACCAAUGGAGCGGAAGAGUUAUUCUUGAGUCUUGAGUACAUGUUAGUGCAGAGUCAGUCCAUGACAGGAAUGCUUCUCAAAGCACAGAAUGCUAUUGGAGAACUCUUUCUUGAAGUAGGGACAACCCGGAAAGGGAUCCAGUACUUCCAGAAAGCGUGGCCGAACCUGAUGGAUUUUUUGCCCAGCAACUUAGAGGAUGACCAGGACUUGGUGAAGCAAGAAGACUCUUGUCCAAAUGGCAGGGCUCUCUGGGUUCAGUUCCUGGGCUCUGCUUGUCUCGGGCUUCACACCUCCUCCUCACGGAUGCCUGGGGUUUCUGCCGUCACUCCAGGUGGUGCCGGCUCCUUGUGUCCAGCCCCUUCUCGGAGCUCUAUCGUCAGCUGCAGAUGUCAAAAGAAGCAAGCAACUGAAUAUUAUAAACAAGUGAUAAAAAUAAAGGAAAAUGCAGUCACAGCGACCAGCUCAUUGUUCAUCAGGAAGCAACUGAGCAUUAGCUUAAACGACACUGUGUUCAUGAUUGAGGCAGUGGGCUAUUUGUACAGAUCAUUUGAUUUAAGGGCAACCUACCUGGGAUCUUCUCAUUCAUCAGCCUAUGUAAUCCUGCACCUUCUGAGGGAAAUUGAAUGGAUCCAGGCUAGGGGAUGUUGGCCUCAAGGCAUGAGCCAGCAAUAUUUUGAGAGUUCUAGGAAUGGCGCCUUAUUGUGGGAGCAUUUCUUAAGCUACUACAGUGUUCAGAGCUCUAAUAGGGUGAACUCUGCAAUGUGCAUGAACGCAGAUAAGCUUUGGAGGGCUAAAAGCAUAGACGUGGCACCUCAUCCAGUUUCAAAAUGGGCUUCGGAAAAGGGAAAAAGUUCUUGAGACCCAUUAUUUCCAUUUCUUUUGAGGAAAAGACCCCA